AUGUUGUAUUGGGCAACAAAAAUAAUGGAUAAAUCAUCUGAGUUCAGGGUUGAUAAAGGGAGUUGUUUAUUGCUUCGCUAUGCAAGUCAAAAUUCACUUGAUGAAAGUUCUCAGAAGCAGAUUCCUAGAAAUAGUUUCAGAGAGAAACCACCAUAUCGGAACCAUUCCCACACCCAAAGGGCCUUCGAGGUUUUCAAUAUUAUGAGAAAACAGCAUUUGCUGUGCGAUGUUCGACUUGUAGCUGAUUCCCUUGAAGUACAAGGCCAUAAAAUGGUUUUAGCUGCAGCAUCCCCCUAUUUUCAUGCUAUGUUUACCUCUUUUGAAGAAAGUCGUCAGGAAAGAAUUGUUCUUCAAGGUUUAGAUCCAUAUGCGCUGCAGUUGUUAGUAGAUUACGUUUAUACUUCUGAAAUUCAUGUUACAGAAGACAAUGUUCAGGUAUUAUUACCAGCAGCUAAUUUACUUCAACUAUCAGAUGUCCGUGAUGCUUGUUGUGACUUUCUUCAGUCUCAAUUGCAUCCAACAAACUGUCUAGGGAUUAGGGCAUUCGCUGAUCUUCACGGUUGUCUUGAUCUACUUGCUGCUGCUGAAGCAUUUAUUGAACAACAUUUUUCGGAAGUUGUUGAAGGAGAAGAGUUUUUGGCCCUAUCUCAUCAUCAAGUCUGCAAAUUGAUUUGUAGUGAUAGGCUUGAAGUUCAGUCUGAGGAGAAGGUAUUUGAAUGUGUCGUGAAUUGGGUAAACCAAGACCUUCCAGCAAGGCAAUGCCACAUGGGUGAGCUAAUGGAGUACGUGAGGCUGCCGUUGUUACCUCAGGAUUAUCUGAUGCACCGUGUUGAAGAGGAGCCUCUCUUGCAGGCCAACCUCAAGUGCAAGGAUUACCUGAUAGAAGCUUUGAAGUAUCACCUACUCAAGGGGGAGCAGAGGUUAUCUCUUAAUACCCCUCGCACCAAACCUAGGCAACCUAUCGGCCUUCCAAAGGUGAUGCUGGUUGUGGGUGGACAAGCUCCUAAGGCUAUCAGGAGUGUCGAGUGCUACGACUUUGCAACUGAAACUUGGGUAUCUGCUGCCGAGAUGCCUGGAAGAAGGUGUAGGGCAGGUCUAGUUGUCCUUGGAACAAAAGUCUACGCAGUCGGUGGUUUCAAUGGAUCUCUCAGGGUGAAGACUGUCGAUGUUUAUGAUAUAACAACAGACAGUUGGAGCGUUGGUGUAGGCAUGGCUGCCAGAAGGUCUACUUUGGGUGUAGCCGUUCUCAAUAACUGCAUAUAUGCUGUUGGUGGUUUUGAUGGGUCCACUGGGUUGAAUAGCGCGGAAAUGUUUGACCCUAGAGAACAAACAUGGACGAUGAUUGCAAGCAUGUCUACUAGGAGAAGUAGCGUUGGUGUUGGAGUUGUUAAUAAUCUUUUAUAUGCUGUUGGAGGUUAUGAUGGAGCUUCUCGUCAGUGUUUGAGCUCUGUCGAGUGUUAUAAUCCUGACAAUGAUGAGUGGGCUUCUGUGGCUGACAUGGCUGCUCGGAGAAGCGGAGCAGGUGUAGGCGUUUUGGAUGGAAUCCUUUAUGCUGUUGGAGGCCAUGAUGGUCCCCUUGUCCGAAAAUCAGUUGAAGCAUUUGACCCAGAAACUGGUUGUUGGACCCCAGUAUCUGAUAUGGCGCUCUGCAGGCGCAAUGCAGGUGUGGUGGCUUUGAAAGGUCUUCUAUAUGUUGUUGGUGGCGAUGACGGCACGUCCAACCUUUCAUCCGUUGAAGUUUAUCAUCCAAAAUCGAAUACUUGGAGUAUGCUUCCGUCCUGCAUGAGUAUUGGGCGCUCCUAUGCUGGCGUGGCCAUUAUCGACAAAUUGAUGAGAAAUAUUUCUGAAGAGUUUUCUGAAAAAAAUAAAUUUAACCGUCCUUUGGAAAAACUUACUCUAAGAAGAUCUGUAACCAGAUUAUUGACUGGCUUGAUGGAGUAUUCAAACGAAAUAUGA
This is a messenger RNA of Nezara viridula (southern green stink bug), 1956 nucleotides long. Lineage: Eukaryota; Metazoa; Arthropoda; Insecta; Hemiptera; Pentatomidae. The record is from the annotation of a GenBank genome assembly.